AACUGCCCAUCUUUUGCUUUUCCUCGCUCCCUUCCCUAGAUCUAAUUGCUGGAUCCUGCCUCCUCGUCUGGGAUUUCUCUAGCAUCCAGGCUGCUGCCCCUCUCCUCCAUUUGCCUCCCACCUGUCAGUUCCCGAGGAUUAUCGCGGCCCACCUCCCCCACCCGUCAGCCCAUCUAACGCCCAGCUGACUCAUCGACGCGCUUCCCCAGACCUCUGCUUUCCGCGUGUUACUUCCCCUCCAGGGGAACACCCACGGCUGGCCUCAUGGAGUGCAGCAUACCAGAGCCGGGAACUACUGGUCUGAGCCCCUCACUGCACAGAAGGGAAACUGAGGCUCGCGAGGGAAAGAUGUCACCCCAAGUCCCCAGUAGAGCCUGGAAGUGCAAAUUUCACUUCGUGUUCACGUUGCCCUUCCCUCUAGCUCCAUCCUACUCAUUUAUUUCAUGAGAAAAUGGACAUGUUCUGCGCCAGGUACCAUUCUGAGAGCUGGAGACAAGCGAGAACCAAACAGGCGGCAAAGAUUCCUGCUCACACAAGGUCCCCGGACCCGGGGAAGGGGAGGGAGACAGACACAAUCAGUCAGCCAGAUGGUAUGCUGAAGGGCAAAAGUGCCCAGGAGGAAACGACCAAUGAAGCCAGGCUAGGCGCACUGGGGGUGCACAAGGGACAGGGAUGAUGUCAUUUAGAGGGCGACAGAAGGAAUCUGCGUAGGAGAACCACAUCAGAGGGAGAGGACCAGGCCAGAGGGACUCAUCUCUCCCCGGGGCACACACACACACCACUGUGGCCCGAGUGAGGGGAGUGGGGACGCAGACUUGCCCAGGGAGGGCUGCGGGGGGAGGAGCCCAUCCUCAGGCUUUCUGUCCUGGGCCUCUGUGAGGUGGAAGCCUGGGACCCUCUGUGGACGUGGCCACAAGUGGCAGCUUUGCCCCCCACCGUGGGCUUUCGGAUCGUUGGGAAGGACCCCCGAUGCAGCCCUCAUGCCCAGCCUCAUGUGCACACAUCACUCCCCAGAGCCAGUCUUGCCCAGACCUGCUUGGCUCACUCCCCGCAGAUGCUGGGCCGGGCUGUGUGUCCCAGGCCCUUAGACUCAGCCGCAUGUGAAGCUUUCUCAUUGUGUCCCAGGCACCGGUCUCCUUCCCGCAGACCCGAGGCACUGUCUAGCGGCAAAGAUGCACGGCUCCCCAAGCCUGGCACGAGAACGUGUCUGCAGUUUCCCUGUUCUUGGGAGCUUGGCCUUUUCUCUUUCUUCCUCCCCCACAUUGGAGACGUCCCCCUGGGGACUUGGAUCACCACUGGGAUCCCCUGCCUUGGACUCUCUGGGGUGCACACUGGACUGAAGGGGGGAUCAGCUCUGCAUCCUCAGAUUCUAUUUCUGGAAGACCCCGAGGAUCAUCUGCCUCCCCUGCUUCCCAGUUUCCACCAUCCUCCUGUCACCUCAUCCCUUAGCUGGGCCCCAGGAUCCCAGGUCCCACCUGUCCUUGGGGCUUCUUCUCACCCUGCCUCACCCACCCCUGCCUCCUCUCAGGCUCGCUUCCCAAGCCCAGAAGCAGCCAGGCUUUGGAAAGGCACCUUAUCCCCACCCGUGGAGGGGCCCCCAGUGUCCGCCUCCCACCCCACGGCGGCUGAGAGCCCCACGUGACUGUCCAAGGCAGAUGUUUCCUGCUCCCUGGGGAAUGCUGUGUCAGUGGCCAGGCCAGCCGCAGAGCUGACAUCUCCCUGACCCGCCAUGGGCCCCAACCUGCUCAUGCUGUUGCUGGUGGGACUGGCAGGCCAGGCCUCCACCAGCUUCCCGGAGGUGCUGCAGGCCCCCGUAGGGGGCUCCAUUCUGGUGCAGUGCCACUACCGGCUCCAGGACGUCAAGGCUCGGAAGGUGUGGUGCCGGUUCCUGCCCGAUGGGUGCCAGGCCCUGGUGUCCUCGGCUGUGGAUCGCGGAGCCCCGGCGGGCAGGCGCAUGUUUCUCACGGACCUGGGGGGCGGCCUGCUCCAGGUGGAGAUGAUUACCCUGCGGGAGGAGGACACCGGCGAGUACGGCUGCGUGGUGGAGGGGGCGGCGGGGACCCAGACGUUGCACAGGGUGGCCCUGGUUGUGCUCCCUCCAGCUCCUACCCCGAAAGAGGAGGAAGAGAACUAUAAGGUUGGAAGUCUGGCUGACGGCCCCUUCUCAGACACCAUGGGCAGUGCCAGCCCUUUGGAACCCAGCCAGGAUGAGAAGAGCAUCCCCUUGAUCUGGGGCGCUGCGCUCCUGCUGGGCUUGCUGGUGGCAGCAGCUGUGCUAUUCGCUGUGAUGGCCAAAAGGAAAGGGACCAGGCUUGGUGUCUGUGGCCAAUCUCAGAGCAGCAGAGUUUCAGGCAAGGCCUCCUCCUCAGUGGUCCACCACAUCAGUGACUCUGGCCUCGGAGUUGAUUUUCCAUCGGACAUACCGUAUGCUAGGCUCGACUCGCCACCUUCCUUUGACAAUACCACCUAUAGCAGCCUACCUUUUGAUCCCCCAUCAGAGGACUCUCCAUCCCCAGCCCAAUCCUCAUCGCCCCCUCUGCCUCCUAAAGUCCUGAUGUACUCUAAGCCUGUGACAUAUGCCACAGUUAUCUUUCCUGGAAGGGACAAGGGUGGAGAGGCCACCUGUGAGCCAACCCAAGAUCCACUGACUAGCCAAACACCACCCAGCUAAGCUGUUCAUCAUACUAUUUACCACAGAGACCAUCCCCAGAGUUCUAUGCAUCCAGCCAGCCAGCCCAUACCCUAGAUCCUUAGUAUAUCAGAACAGCUAGGGACUUUAGGAUCUAAUCUAACCUCUUGACUUUUCUGAUGUGUAAAGUGAUACUUAUAUGUGAUUGAGGUAUCCUAGGAACGAACCCCCCAUGCUGGUUCCUCUGCCCUUAAACCACUGAGCUAAAUAAACUCUGAAUGAUAAUA
Herpailurus yagouaroundi (jaguarundi) is the source of this 2916-nucleotide messenger RNA. RefSeq names its product triggering receptor expressed on myeloid cells like 1 (gene TREML1). Bases 1730 to 2671 code for a protein of 313 amino acids. NCBI's taxonomy places the organism in Eukaryota, Metazoa, Chordata, Mammalia, Carnivora, Felidae. Gene Ontology annotation, cellular component: cell surface. The transcript is spliced from 7 exons. The record is from RefSeq and is a predicted model, not a curated record. Gene Ontology annotation, molecular function: signaling receptor activity.